AUGAAAAAGGGUUGUGCUAACUGUGGUGAUUUUGAUUUGGGUAGGCAGUUACAUGGGAUGGUGGUUAAAAAUUCUUUUGCUUUGGAUGUGUUUGUGAAAAAUUCUGUGAUACAGUUAUACUCGGUUUGUGGGAAAUUGAGAGAUGCCAGAUGCGUAUUUGAUGAGAGUAUGGAUAUUGAUGUAGUGUCGUGGAAUUCAAUGAUCAAUGGAUACAUAAAGAAUGGUGAAAUUUCAGAGGGUCUUGAGUUGUUCGACAAAAUGCCUCACAGAAAUGAGGUUUCUUGGAAUGGUGUGCUUUGUGGAUUGGUUAAGUUCGGUUUCUUGGAUGAUGCUUGUAGAGUUUUUAAGGAGAUGCCAUGCAAGAGUUUGGUUUCUUGGGUGGUGAUGAUUUCUGGCUAUGCUCAGAAUGGGCGACCAAAAGAAGCUUUGGCUUUGUUUAGAGAGAUGCAGUUAUUGGAUUUGGAACCAAACUCUGCAAUUUUGGUGAGUGUGCUUUGUGCAUGCUCACAGUUGGGAGCUUUGGAUCAUGGGAACUGGGUUUACUCUUACAUCCAAAAGAAAUGUGUAAAUGUUGAUUCAACACUUAGUGCAGCUUUAGUUGACAUGUAUGCAAAAUGUGGCAGUAUUGAUUUAGCAAUGCAGGUAUUUCAUUCAUCUAAGGAGAAAGAUGUUUCAUCUUACACAAGUGCCAUUUCUGGCCUGGCAAUGAAUGGACGAGGUAUAGAAGCAUUUCAGCUUUUUGAGCAAAUGAAAAGUGAGGGCAUCUCACCUGAUAGUGUCUCUUACGUGGCAGUUUUAUGCGCAUGUAGUCACAUGGGAUGGGUUGAGAAGGGUUUUCACUACUUUCAUUCAAUGCUUGAUGUUCAUGAAAUUAAACCAGAGUUGGAUCACUAUGCCUGCAUGGUUGAUCUUCUUGGCCGUGCUGGCUUGUUGGAGGAGGCAGAAAAUUUCAUUGCUUCAAUGCCAAUGAAACCUGAUAAUGUUAUCUGGGGGACCCUCCUUGGUGCCUGCAGAGUUCAUGGUAAUGAUCAGAUGGGUCAAAGGGUUGGGAAUAUGCUGAUAGAAUCUGAUCAAAACCAUGAUGGUUGUUACAUUCUACUGUCCAAUAUCUAUGCUAAAACCAUGAACCGUGAAGACGCUGAAGAAGUCAGAAAAUCCAUGGGAGUCAAAAACAUAGAACGUGUCCCUGGGUAUAGCUUGAUUGAAGUGGAUGGUGUUGUUCAGGAGUUCUUGGCUGGAGAUAGAUCCCAUGACAGAACAAAGGAGAUCUACAUGGUGUGGGAAGAAGUUGUUAAAAAGAUAAAGAACUACGGCUAUAAGGCUGAGACAAGAGGGGUUAUAUUUGACAUUGAAGAGGAGGAAAAGGAAACUGUGAUUGGUUACCACAGUGAAAAGCUGGCUUUGGCUUUUGGGUUAAUCAGCACUAGGCCUGGAUCUGUAAUAAGGAUUGUUAAGAAUAUUCGGAUCUGUAAUGAUUGCCAUUUGGCAAUGAAGCUUAUUUCUAAAGUUUUCAAAAGGAAAAUAUCUGUUAGAGAUCGGAAAAAGUAUCAUCAUUUUGAAGAAGCUAUACUCGGUUUGUGGGAAAUUGAGAGAUGCCAGUGCGUAUUUGAUGAGAGUAUGGAUAUUGAUGUAGUGUCGUGGAAUUCAAUGAUCAAUGGAUACAUAAAGAAUGGUGAAAUUUCAGAGGGUCUUGAGUUGUUCGACAAAAUGCCUCACAGAAAUGAGGUUUCUUGGAAUGUGUGCUUUGUGGAUUGGUUAAGUUCGGUUUCUUGGAUGAUGCUUGUAGAGUUUUUAAGGAGAUGCCAUGCAAGAGUUUGGUUUCUGGGUGGUGAUGAUUUCUGGCUAUGCUCAGAAUGGGCGACCAAAGAAGCUUUGGCUUUGUAG
Molecule: messenger RNA, 1884 nt
Organism: Pistacia vera
Lineage: Eukaryota; Viridiplantae; Streptophyta; Magnoliopsida; Sapindales; Anacardiaceae
Product: pentatricopeptide repeat-containing protein At3g62890-like
Exons: 3
Coding region: 1-1884 (627 amino acids)
Biological process (GO): RNA modification
Molecular function (GO): zinc ion binding; RNA binding; protein binding
Source: RefSeq, a predicted model, not a curated record